AACACUCUCGCCUAACAACAAGGAUGAACAUGGUAGACCUCCAAGACUUCAAGCGUAAACUUCAGUUCAAGGAUCCUACUGAACCCGAAGAACUAAUUCUUGACAACAAAAAGAUCAUGACGAUCAGCAACAUUAUUAGUUCCGAACAAUCAGAUUUUACACUUCUUACCGAGUUGAUCAACUUGAAGUCACUUUCCAUGAAUCGUACUCACUUACAUUCAUUAGAAGGGUUUCCUACAUUGCCAAAGUUGAGAAGGCUUGCUUUAUCAGACAACAAACUUACAGGUGGUUUAGAGGCAUUUGCAAAAGCUAAGCUUGAAAAGUUAAUCCACCUUGAUUUAAGCGGUAACAAAAUAAAUGACUUAUCAGCACUCGAACCACUGCGCAAUUUACCGAAUCUUAAACACCUAAGUUUAAUCGAAUGUCCAGUUACACAGAAAGCAAAUUAUCGAGAUGCUCUACUUGAAAUGAUACCUCAAUUAUAUUCACUUGAUCAACAAGAUAGUCAAAUGGUCAUGCAGGAAGAAAACCAGGAGGCUGAAAUAAGUGAGGAAGCUGUAUCGGACGAAGCAGGCAGCGAAUCAGAUCAAGAUGUAGAAGCAAAUGAUAACGAGGAAGUAUCUGAUAAUGAAGAAGAAUUGGUUGGUUUUAAUUCUCUAUUAAGUACAUUAGUAGAAGCGAGCGAGAUAGAAGCAGAAACAAAUAUCGUGCCAAAACCACGUAAUAAAGGAAAACAAGUGGCAUUUCCAUCAGACCUUGAUGAUAGGACAGAGUCCGAGAGUGAAUCGGAAUAUGAAUCUGGAGAAGAAGGUCCAGGAAUAGAUUAUUUAUAUGAUCCGCAAUGUAUUUAA
Molecule: messenger RNA, 851 nt
Organism: Funneliformis geosporum
Lineage: Eukaryota; Fungi; Glomeromycota; Glomeromycetes; Glomerales; Glomeraceae
Source: the annotation of a GenBank genome assembly